Molecule: messenger RNA, 7404 nt
Organism: Pochonia chlamydosporia 170
Lineage: Eukaryota; Fungi; Ascomycota; Sordariomycetes; Hypocreales; Clavicipitaceae
Product: 1-phosphatidylinositol-3-phosphate 5-kinase (Fab1)
Exons: 3
Coding region: 1-7404 (2467 amino acids)
Biological process (GO): phosphatidylinositol phosphate biosynthetic process
Cellular component (GO): endosome membrane; fungal-type vacuole membrane
Molecular function (GO): 1-phosphatidylinositol-3-phosphate 5-kinase activity; metal ion binding; ATP binding
Source: RefSeq, a predicted model, not a curated record
AUGGCGAGCAGUACCACCUCCAAAGCAACGCGCCCUGCUUCGCCGAGCCCUUCUAUCGGCCUCAGCUCGCCCAUCAGCUUUCGAAACCGACGCGGCUCGACACACUCGAUAUCCUCUACCAUAGACAAAGAGCAGCUGGCACAAGCCCUUGACCAGAUCCACACAUCGGCUAGUCGGUGCGAGACCUUGACGACGUUUAACGACUUUGCUCCCCCGCCAGAGGGGAUCCCUGCGUCGGAGAGCCGGUCGGGAGCCGGGGAACUGGUUCAGAACGGUCUUAGCGGCCUGUAUAAUCGAUUUCGAGAAGCUGUUGGCGGUGUUAGUCCGACAAAAACCACGCCAAAGGAGCCCAAAGACGGGAAAGAUGGCUCUGGACAGGCAUCGGAAGUUGCUUCCAAGAGGUCGUCUGCUGCGCCAAGCCAUACCUCGAGGCCCUCGAUUUCGUCUCUCACACGAGUUGACACAAAUGCCACCAUAACAACAAAUUCUAUCUCGACUGUAGCCCUGACUGAUGUGUCUUCCCCGACAGGCACAUCAAGCAACGUAGAUAGCCGUCCGCAAGUACAGUCCACGAAAUCAAACAGCAUAAGCCUCAUGACAGGACCAAGAUCCAGCUCGGCUAGUAGACAGAGCUUACCCACCAAGGCCACGAGCUCUGUUGUCGCAGACCCUACCAUAGCUCCCCCACCUGCGCUGAAGCGGGAUGCGAGUCGUAGUACCAUUCGCACCGAGGACAGCGGGGGACAAUCUUCUAGCAGGAGGAGUCUAAGCAAGGCCGAGCUCCAAGCCGAAUCUGCGAGUCUUUACGACACCAAGGAUGGCCGGCUGCCACCUCGGGCUGGCCGUGAUGAUGAAUCCAGCAUUGAUGGAAGCCUCGAUGCUCCUUUCAGCCCCGUUGCAGGCGCGCCAUCGACAACAUCGACGACAAAUAGUCGACACCAUGCUCGAAAUCCUUCCGUCACAUCGUCAAUGCUGCAUCCCGACGAUAUGAGACGGACACCAGCUGUUAUUGAUAGAAUCAGCCGGUCUCGCUCCCCGAGAUAUCCCGGUUCAAGAGACUCCUCACUUGAUAGAGGGACCGCCGCAGCUAGUGCCAUUAAUACAUCUGCUCAUGGCUCCGUCUAUCACGACUCCUUCGGUCAAGAUGCCCAAUCCAAACUUCUGUUGCCUGAUGCUGGACGGAUUCCAGGGACGACAAGGGGUCAAGAGCGUGCCUCUGAUCAGAUGAAUGCACAGUUGGACAAGAUGCGAAGGCAAGUAUUGAGCAAGGAGUUCUGGAUGAAGGACGACACCGUCAAAGAAUGCUUUCUUUGCCAAACCCCGUUUACCGCAUUCAGGAGAAAGCACCACUGCCGCACCUGCGGUUGCAUCUUUGAUUCCAAGUGUACCACUGUGGUUUCCGGUGAAAAGUUUGGCGUCCAAGGGUCCUUGCGGGUUUGCAAAAAUUGCCUCGAAGUGAUUAGCCGUCGCUUCGACGGGAGCGGCUCUGACGACUCUGGAGACGAACGAUCCUUUCUACCCAAGAUCUUUGGACCGAACAACCCCAAAGACUCUUCUGAAACCGUAACAAGCAAGUCAAAAUCCAAAUCCUCAAGCGUCGCAGCUGGCUCUGAAGGAUCAGAGGAUUCGAGACCACUGACAACGCCAAUGAUGGCCAUUCCAGCUACCCGGCGAGUGAGAGAUUCUGCCAAUAGAGCCUCUGCUGUGUUGGAGAUUGACGCCCCGCAACUGAGUCGACCUGGCUCAUCUCGUUCGUUGAAGUCGUUGACAACAUCCGGCCGUCCUCAGUCCUCGGCUGGCCAUAAAAGACACCAUUCCAAACACGGCUUCCUUGGCCGGUUUAAACCAGCUCCAGAACAGCAAGCCCCGUUCAGGAAAGGAAUCGACGAAGAAAAUUCUAAACAACCAAAAUUUCCAGCCUUUCACGACGACAAUAUCAUCGACCCGGAUUUGGCGGAUUAUAUGUCGGAAGACUCUAGUGGAGACGAGCAGAUGGGCAUCUUUGCGACCAUGGCGGCAUCUGAUGUCCAAUCUACAAGCUAUGAGCACGAUAGAUCUGCAUUUCCCUCCUACCUAAAUCAAACCAGAAAAUAUCGCCACCGACCAGGGGAGAAGAGCAUCAGCGGAAUGAGCUACGUCAGCAGAGGAGUUUUUGACGAUACCAGUGGCCCAAUAAGCCUGUUAAAUCACAGGAGGUCAACACGACGCCGGAAUCUCAGCAAUGUUAGUGGAAGUGUUCAUCAUCACGGCUCUCCGAGACCCAAGUCUGCCAUCUAUAAAGGACCGUCUGCGUCAUCAGAGGCACUGUUUAACCUGGACCACCCGAACCACUCUGGCACACAGCUUACCAGGAGCGACUCGUUGCGCAAGAAGAUGACGCCAAAGCAGGAACUCAAUCGAUCCAGCUUGAAGCAUGUUGACAGACUACUGUACCAGCUCCUCGAUGAUGCCCAGAUUCCAAACCCAAGCGCAUGGCAAAAGUCCCUUGUACCUAUUCUUCUUCAACUGACAGACGACGUGACCCCGGACGUUGCCAAAGGAGAAGACAUGGAUCUCAGGCACUAUGUCAAAUUGAAAAAGAUUCCAGGCGGUCGACCCGGUGAUACAUCCUACGUCUCAGGGGUGGUAUUCACAAAGAACCUUGCAUUGAAGAGCAUGCCGCGGCGAAUCUUGAACCCACGGAUUGUACUCGUAACUUUCCCCAUUGAGUACCAGCGUCACCAACAGCAUUUUAUGAGUCUGCAGCCUGUAAUCGAACAGGAGAAAGAGUUCUUACGAGUUGUCGUGCAGCGAAUCACCAACCUCCGCCCCCAAGUUCUUCUUGCACAAAAGGGCGUAUCAGGAGUUGCUUUGCAGUAUCUCUCGGAGGCCAACAUAUCCGUUGCCUAUAAUGUCAAAGACACAGUCAUAGAAGCUGUUGCCCGCUGUGCCGAGACAGAAAUCAUUGAAUCACUUGACAUGUUGGCUCUUCCCGUACGGGUUGGACGCUGUUCUGCAUUUGAAGUGCGGACAUUCGUCAACAAUGAUUAUCCCGGGAGAAAAAAGUCGUACAUUUUCCUCUCCGGCUGCCGCCCCGAUUUGGGAUGCACCAUUGCAUUGCGUGGUGCGACUGGUCAAUUGUUACGACAAGUCAAGCACAUCAUGGAGUUUAUGGUUUAUGUGGUUUACAAUUUGAAGCUGGAAUCGAGCCUUCUUCGAGACGAGUCUGUUGAUCCACCAGAGGACAGUGAAACCUCAUUAUCAAAUUCCCUCCAGGGCCUGAACGAGAGCUUUCGUUCUGUGAGCUCGACUGGGGACUGUUGCAAGCAAGGUCCCACGGUUGUCGUCAAUCACCCGUCCAGCGAGAGCGAACCACCAUCUCAGGUUACUGUGGACAGCAUGAGCACGAAUCUAGACGAUGGCGACCAGUCGGGACAACCCAGUGGGCAACUGGCUGAACCAGCCAAGAUGGUAUCUUUGCAUGCCCACCACACCCACACCUCUGCGGACAGCCAAGUGCCUGACGAUAUCCCCAUGCCAACCUUUUACAGCGACAUGGUGGCCAAGUACGAAACCAAGAUUCUGUCCGCGUCACCGUAUGUAAAAUUCAAGCAGCCUUAUCUGCUCAUGAAGGCUCGUGAGCAAGAACGUCGACUCCUCUAUCUCCGGCGGCUGCGUGAUCAGGAUGCAGUCGAGGAAGAUUCAGAAAAGGCUGGCCGUCACAGAUUCCAGCUGAUUAAGCCGGAGAUGGUUGAGAAAAUUGGACAAAAGGCGUCUCGGCAAAUUAUGGAAGUUUUGCACGCCGUCCACGACGCGGAAUACGACAAGGCUCUCUUUAAUUAUCAAACCCAAACUCGUCAGUGGGAGACAUAUAUCCAAGGCAAUCUCGACCUGUUCGACCCCUAUUCACAUCAAAACAUCGUGGUGUUGUACUCGGUCAUCUGCACCGACACUAAAAUCCCAUGCAUUGAACCAGGGCUUGUGGCUAUUAAUUUCUACGAUGAGCAGCAUGUUGAUACUGGCAUGGAUGCCGACUGUACCCUCGGCCAGUACAUCGAGGAUCUGGCCUACAGCAAAAACGAUGUUUGCAACUCGAACGGCUGUGAAAAGAAGCUGGUUGAUCACCACAGAACAUAUGUUCACGAUGAGUAUCGCAUCACCGUCUUUGUGGAACACGUCCCAAAUCCUCCACCACGACGACCAGAGCUGGGUGACGGUAUCACAAUGUGGACAUACUGCAAACACUGCAAGAAAGACUCGGAGGAGACCGCCAUGACUGAUGCAACGUUCAAGUACUCGUUUGGCAAGUAUUUGGAGUUGCUCUAUUGGGGACGGGGCCUAAAAAUCAAGAAUGUGGAAGAUUGCCCUCACGAUCAGCACCGCGACCAUGUUCGCUACUUUAGCAUACGUGAUUCCCGUGUCAGAAUUCACUGGGAUCCAAUCGAUCUUCUGGAGAUUGUCGUUCCCCGAGCCAGGAUAACCUGGAAGGUGGCCAAUGACUUGAAACUCAAGAACGAGAUUUACACCAAAAUGGAAGAGCGAUGGAGCAAGUUCAUGUCUUCAGUACGAGCCCGGCUGAAGAGUAUUCGUACGGAAAGCCUUUUGCCAGAGAAGGAAGAAUCUUGCAAGGCAGAGGUGGAGAGACUGAUGAAGAAGACCCAAGAGGAGCAGCCAGCCAUCAUCCGACAGAUGCAACGGACGUACGUCGAGUCCAAAUACUAUGAAGUUGUUCCAUUCAACAAAAUCAUUCGUGAGAUGCUGGAGAAAGCUGGCGAAUGGGACCAAGCGUUUGCCGAGUUCGAGGCCGACUUUCUUGGCGACAAGGAUAUGCGGCAGAUUACAAUGAUGCAACUGAAGAAGAUCUUCACCGAUAAUGAAUCCAAAGAAUCUCUUGCGUCAAACGAGGGGACUGGCUCGGCCGCCGAUAGCGAUGAUCGCCCCUCUCAGACCUUCACCGAGGCUGCGGAGAAGAGUACGCAGCCGACAGAGUACACUGACACAGGCAUGGAAACCAGUUUGUCGUCGUCGAAAGCGUUGGAGGCAAGGCCGGAUGGCGAAGAGGAAAAGGUGUAUAUCCCCGCCGAUGGCGCCAUUGAACGUGUGGAAAGUCUAGAUCUGGCUGGAUCUCCCGAAGCAAUCACUACGCCUGCCCCGACACCGCAAAGCCCAGUCUCUACUGAGACGUCUUCACGGAUCCCCAUUGCGCAGACGCCGGUGUCCGCACGACCUCCAGCCUCGCCUACUGGUAUUGGCCGCAGCCCUACAGACACGUCCAUUUCUGGCCAGUCCCUCUCGGAGAAGAUUGACCAGAUGCGCCGAGAACAAGCUAUGCAAGGAGCUGAAGGCAACAUGGCGCCACCGAAAGCCAUACCAGAGCGAGGAUCUAGCCGUAAAUCUGGGGCGAACAUCUCGCCACCCAUGGUCCGGGCAACUUCUCAUCCUGUUCGAGCCGUGCCGAGGUCGCAGGCUGCCACUCCCAAACUCCCAGGGGCAAAGGACGUCAAAUCUGGGGCUGAUGCCACGGCGGAAACCCCUCCAGAAGGUUCAAUCAAAGUAGACAAGAAACUCUCAGAUCGUCUGGGCUUGACUGCCUUGAAGAACAGGGGCAAGAACACAACGUCUGGGAUCCCACGGCUCUCUCACAAGAAGAAAGAGUCCAAAGUUUCAACGUUGGCUAGGCAUUUCGAGCAGCUGAGCCGAGAAUUCGAGAAGGAGCGCAUCCGCGAUCGCAAGGAGAGAGCGGCAAGUCUUCGACAACCCCGGGCUCGACUUCCUAGAACCUCAACAAAGGCUAUUGUACAGGUGUAUGACGAUGUUGCUGAAGCCUUUGAGGAGCCGCCCCAAACAAGCGAACCGGUGUCAGGUCGAGACGACGAACAGGCCAAGACCAAAGUCCCGGUACAAUCAGAAGCCAGCGUUCCAAAGUCGGAGCCUAUGACAGAGCCACCAACCCCUGUAGAAUCGGAUACCAAGGCUGAUGAUCAAGUCUCCAAGUCGGGAACCGAAACAGCAGCCGAAGGAGAGACAAGUCUAGCUACGUCGGACGAUGAGGGAGGCAUAAGCGACAUUGAUUCUUCCAUCGCGGAUGAAUUCUUGCCUGACCUUAAAGAACUGGCAGAUGCCCUUGAACCUAGCACAGAAAUCCCACUUGAGCUGCCCAAACACCAGAAGACGAGCCUUAUGAAGUAUCUGACCAACUUUUGGGCCGAGACAUCAGCCAGUGGGUGGCCGCCGCUGGAAUAUCCCAUCAACCCCACGGAUCAUAUCUUUGUGGAUUCCGACAUCAUUGUGCGAGAGGACGAGCCAAGUUCUGUCAUUGCACUUGCCUUGAACAGCGACGACUACCAGGCUAAACUGUCGGGGAUUAGACGUGAAGCCCAAGAGGUGAUACAGCGCGAAGUGGAGGGCAUUAGCGACGGCGAGCCAAGAUCUUUACCAGCGUCAGAUAUGGGCGAUGGGAUGAUGUAUGAAGCAGAUUUGGAGAAGAGCUUGCUUCGUGCGACUGGGACUCAUCUCAAAUACCAGUUCAAAGAAGGUGCAGCCAUCAUGACGUGCAAGAUCUUUUACGCGGAACAAUUUGACGCCCUGAGACGAAAGUGCGGUGUGGCAGAGAGAAUAAUCGAAUCUCUGUCCCGCUGUCUUAAAUGGGAUUCCAGGGGUGGCAAGACCAAGUCGGUGUUCUUGAAGACUCUGGAUGACAGGCUUGUCUUGAAGAGUCUGUCCCCUAUUGAAACGUCGGCGUUUUUGCGGUUCGCUCCAAGCUACUUCAACAUUAUGGCCGAAGCCUUGUUUCAUGAUUUGCCAUCAGUCAUUGCCAAGAUGUUAGGAUUCUUCCAGGUCAUCAUCAAGAAUCCAACCACUGGAACAGACGUAAAGCUUGAUCUCUUGAUAACUGAAAACCUGUUUUACGAUCGGUCGCCGACACGAAUCUUUGAUCUGAAGGGAUCCAUGCGCAACCGCAAGAUCCAAUCGACUGGCGAGCAGAACGAGGUGCUGCUUGACGAAAACAUGGUGGAAUACAUUUACGAAUCACCAUUGUUUGCGCGCGAGCAUUCCAAGAAACUACUUAGAGCGUCAGUUUGGAAUGACACGCUGUUUCUGGCCCGUCAAAACGUCAUGGACUACUCACUAAUGAUUGCGGUUGACGAGGAGAGGAAGGAGUUGGUCGUGGGUAUCAUUGAUUGCAUCAGAACAUACACAUGGGACAAGAAGCUCGAAAGUUGGAUCAAAGAUCGCGGCUUCGCGGGCGGCGGUCGAAACAGGCCAACUGUGACGAGUCCGAAAGAGUACAAGUCACGGUUCCGAGAGGCCAUGGCUAGAUAUAUCCUUCAGGCGCCCAACUGCUGGCACUUGUUCAACAAUCCCCAACUGUCCACCAACUACGGCCAUGCGAGAUUUGAGGAGCCCGAAGCAGGGGCGAAAUAA